UGACCUGGUGCUUUCAGUGUUUCCGUAUUGGGCCAAUCGACCAGUUCUGUUUCAGUUUUUUGGAGAGCACACACAUCUGAAUUUUUGUUUUACAAAAGUCUAUACAAUUUUCGAUCACGUUGAAUCGAACAAUCAGUUUUCUGGCGCUAUGGUGAAGAAAACAAAAACACUUCAGCUGCUGCGAAUGGCUCGCUCUGUCUUCACGAUCAUUUAUAACGACCACUUCUGCUGGACCUUCAUAAAGAGCUAUACACUCUUCUCCCUGGCGAUCCCGCUGGCCAAGUACUUUGAUGGUUUCCAAGUAUUGCCCAACGGUGGAGUCGUGUAGUUUUUCUUUUUGCUAUCGGAUUUGUGUCAAAUGUACCUAAAUUAAAGGUUUAUGGAUCAAGGCAAACGUUGAUAUGUGACAUAUCAAUAAAAAAAUAUUAGCAAACUA
Messenger RNA from Drosophila erecta, 436 nucleotides. RefSeq lists its product as uncharacterized. Bases 149 to 328 code for a protein of 59 amino acids. NCBI's taxonomy places the organism in Eukaryota, Metazoa, Arthropoda, Insecta, Diptera, Drosophilidae. The record is from RefSeq and is a predicted model, not a curated record. The transcript is spliced from 2 exons.